Messenger RNA from Scylla paramamosain (green mud crab), 2196 nucleotides. RefSeq lists its product as uncharacterized. Lineage: Eukaryota; Metazoa; Arthropoda; Malacostraca; Decapoda; Portunidae. The record is from RefSeq and is a predicted model, not a curated record. The transcript is spliced from 7 exons. Bases 22 to 645 code for a protein of 207 amino acids.
CUUCUUUUUUUUCUCAGAGUGAUGGGUGAUGUUGGUGAGUUGGGCAAGGAGGUGGAGGAGGAGGAGGAGGAGGAGGAGGAACUCUUGAGAGAGGAGAAAGAGAGAAAUUUCUCACGGGUGGAAGAGUUCAACAUCAACACGUGGAAGUUCCGAGAAGUGAACCCAGCGAUAACGAGGAGCCUGGAGGAUGAACUGGAUCUGUCUAACUGGGAGCCUGUUGCUGAGACUCUUGGCCUCACCAACUCACAAAUAGAGCGGUGCCAGAGAAGCGAUGCCUUCACCCACGCUGUGUUCACCACGAUGGAGGAGUGCCCACACUUCCAGGACCUUACUGUUAAGAGGUUCCUGAAGACCCUACUUGAGCACAACCGCCGAGACAUUCUCUCCAAGCCGGAGAAGUUUGUGCGCCUGAAGCCAGGGAGUGAUGCUGCUAAGACCUUCACUGUCUAUCCAGAGGGAUCCGCAGGUGCUGGUGGUGGAAUCUUGCUUGGACAGUGUGCCUGUAACACACAGGCACAUUUCUCCAAAAGGUUGACGCUGUGCUGCCGGUACUGUCGCCUCAGCUUCUGCGUCAGAUUCAGAACAGAGACUUCAGCAGAGAGAGUGAGUGGGAGAAACGCUACAACUGCUUUGCCCACUCGAUGAUGCUAGACCAGCAUGUGGAGUACGGGAGCAAGAAUGGGUUCUGCCGUGCCGUUUGUCCUGCCAGAUUCCCGGAGGAGACACACUUCAGUCACAAGAUGAAUGCAGUCAGCUACAGCAUGACAUAGACAAGCUAUAGACAGUUGAGAGAGGAAGAAGUCAGUGGCACCCUCACCUCAGACAAGACAAAGCUAACAAUUGAUAAUGAAAGACCAGCAGCAGCAGCAGCAGCAGCAGCAGCAGCACACACAAGAGGUGUUUUCUGUAUGAUGAUGAUGAUGGAAAAAGCACAUCUCGAAAGGAUGUUAUAAGCAGGGCAACGUAAUGAAAUUCAGUGAAUGGACGUGUGUGCGUGGCUGCAAUCACUAUGAAAUUAAGUUGAAAAUAAGAAAUAUAUUACUUUACAGAAAGGAAUGCUUAGAGUGAAUGAAAUUACUGUAAUGAAUGAAUGGAAAUAAAGUUGUGAGUCAUUAAAUGAUUAGGAAAAGAAGCUGUGAAUAGGUGCAUUAUUGUUAUUACUGAAAGGAAGAAUAUUUGUAGGAUAUAUCAUGUAUAUUAUCAAAGUGUUUUUCAUUCUUACUUUCUUCUUUCUCUUUCAUCUUUUCUUAGUAUAUUUAAGUGAAUUUCUCUCUCUCUCUCUCUCUCUCUCUCUCUCUCUCUCUCUCUCUCUCUCUCUCUCUCUCUCUCUCUCUCUCUCUCUCUCUCUCUCCAGCCAUCUCUUCUCUCUCCUUCCAUCUUUUUCUUAGUAUAUUUAAGUGAAUUUCUCAGAUCUCUCUCUCUCUCUCUCUCUCUCUCUCUCUCUCUCUCUCUCUCUCUCUCUCUCUCUCUCUCUCUCUCUCUCUCUUUCUUUCUUUCUUUCUUUUUCUUUCUUUUUCUCUCUCUCUCUCUCUCUCUCUCUCUCUCUCUCUCUCUCUCUCUCUCUCUCUCUCUCUCUCUCUCCAGUAGUCAGUAGUCAGUGAGGAGGUAGUAGCAAGUAGUGUUCAAGUAGCCUUAGUAAUAGAAUAGUUUGGCUUGCAUGGCAGUGGUUAAAACAUCUACCCUCUCACAUCGUUGGGGUGAGACCACUUGCUUCAUACGAGCCAAAUGGGGUGACUCCUCCCCUCCCCACCCCUCCCUGUCAAUCUGUGGGUGAGUGUUGCCCAUGCACCUUUAAGGAGAUCAAAUUUGAGAGGUACAUUUUGCUUAUCCCUUCUGAUUAUGCAGGAUUCAACCAUUAAUUUCAUCUCUAUAAAACUCUAUGGGUUUCACUUGCCAUAGACUUGUGGGAUGAAACAAGGGAGAGCAUUUUGCAGUCUACUCUCUUUUUUUCAUCUGUGUUACAGUCUAUGGGUUUCACCUGCCCAGGUUGGUGGUGGUGGGGUGGGGUGGGGGAGUUCUAAUGCUCUGAGUGGCGCCCUGCUGUAGGUUGUCAAAAGAAAAAUUUAUUAUUAUUAUUAUUUUUUAUUGAUUUUGUUAUUGUUCUCAAGUUCUCAGUAUUAUUAAAACCAGCACUAACAUCUUAUUUUACAGAUCAAUCAAUCAAUACUAUUUCCAAUAAAUAUUUACUAAAUGUUA